Molecule: messenger RNA, 1873 nt
Organism: Eptesicus fuscus (big brown bat)
Lineage: Eukaryota; Metazoa; Chordata; Mammalia; Chiroptera; Vespertilionidae
Gene: RAB11FIP4
Product: RAB11 family interacting protein 4
Exons: 14
Coding region: 214-1824 (536 amino acids)
Biological process (GO): regulation of cytokinesis; endocytic recycling
Cellular component (GO): endocytic vesicle; recycling endosome membrane; cleavage furrow
Source: RefSeq, a predicted model, not a curated record
CCCUUCGGCCCACGCGGGUCUCCCGGCAACCGGCGCGGGUGGGGGCGGGGCUGGCAUCGUCCCCGGGUGCCGAGCCGUGCGAACUGCCGCGGCGCGGCGGGGGCCGUUCCUGCUCUCUCCGCGCGGCCCGCCACGUCCCUUCCCGCCCCGCGCGACCCGCGUCCGCCGGCUCCUCGCUCCUCUGCAGCGCACCGACCUGCGACCAGACCUGGAAUGCGCACCCCGCCGGCCCCCGGGGGCCAGGGCAGCGAGGUGCCAGGCCCCACCUUUGCUGAUGGCGAGGUCCUCCCCAGGGAGCCCGGCUUCUUUCCUGAGGAGGAGGAGGAGGCUAUGACACUGGCCCCGCCCGAGGGCCCCCCCGAGUCAGACAUGGACAGCCCCAUGGAGAGCACCCAGAGCCUGGAGGGGUCCGUCGGGAGCCCUGCCGAGGAGAAGGACGGGGGUCUCGGGGGCCUGCUCCUGCCCGAGGACAAGUCCCUGGGCCACACCCCAUCCAUGACGACUUCAGACCUCUCCACACACUCCACCACCUCGCUCAUCAGCAACGAGGAGCAGUUUGAAGACUACGGGGAGGGAGACGACGUGGACUGUGCUCCCAGCAGCCCCUGCCCCGACGACGAGACCAGGACCAACGUCUACUCGGACCUGGGGUCUUCAGUGUCUUCCAGUGCGGGGCAGACGCCCAGGAAAAUGCGGCACAUGUACAACAGCGAGUUGCUGGAUGUCUACUGCUCUCAGUGCUGCAAGAAAAUCAACCUGCUGAAUGACUUGGAAGCCCGGCUGAAAAACCUGAAGGCCAACAGCCCCAACCGGAAGAUCUCCAGCACGGCGUUUGGACGGCAGCUCAUGCACAGCAGCAACUUCAGCAGCAGCAACGGCAGCACCGAGGACCUGUUCCGGGACAGCAUUGACUCCUGUGACAAUGACAUCACGGAGAAGGUGAGCUUCCUGGAGAAAAAGGUGACAGAACUGGAGAAUGACAGCCUGACCAACGGGGACCUGAAGAGCAAGCUGAAGCAGGAGAACACCCAGCUGGUGCACAGGGUGCACGAGCUGGAGGAGAUGGUGAAGGAUCAGGAGACCACGGCCGAGCAGGCCCUGGAGGAGGAGGCGCGGCGACACCGCGAGGCCUACGGCAAGCUGGAGAGGGAGCGGAGCACGGAGAUCGAGCUGCUCCACACCAGGGUGCAGCAGUUAGAGGAGGAAAACACAGAGCUCAGGACGACAGUGACGCGGCUCAAGUCGCAAACGGAGAAGCUGGACGAGGAGCGGCAGCGCAUGUCCGACCGGCUGGAGGACACCAGCCUGCGGCUCAAGGAUGAGACGGACCUGUACAAGCGCGUGAUGGACAAGCUGCGGCAGAACCGCCUCGAGUUCCAGAAGGAGCGGGAGGCCACGCAGGAGCUCAUCGAGGACUUGCGGAAGGAGCUGGAGCACCUGCAGAUGUACAAGCUGGACUGCGAGCGGCCAGGCAGGGGCCGCAGCGCAUCCUCCGGCCUGGGCGAGUUCAACGCCAGGGCCCGCGAGGUGGAGCUGGAGCAUGAGAUCAAGCGACUCAAGCAGGAGAACCAUAAGCUGAGGGAUCAGAACGACGACUUGAAUGGGCAGAUCCUGAGCCUCAGCCUCUACGAAGCGAAGAGCCUCUUUGCCACCCAGACCAAAGCACAGUCCUUGGCUUCGGAAAUCGACACGGCCUCGCGCGAUGAGCUCAUGGAAGCCCUCAAGGAGCAGGAGGAGAUCAACUUCCGGCUGCGGCAGUACAUGGACAAGAUCAUCCUCGCCAUCCUGGACCAUAACCCCUCCAUCCUCGAGAUCAAACACUAAGAGGGGGGCUGGCUGCAGAGCGGCCUCGGGACCCCGGGACCCCGGGACC